Messenger RNA from Suillus bovinus, 1746 nucleotides. RefSeq names its product UV radiation resistance protein/autophagy-related protein 14. The record is from RefSeq and is a predicted model, not a curated record. The transcript has 7 exons. Bases 74 to 1297 code for a protein of 407 amino acids. Gene Ontology annotation, cellular component: endosome; lytic vacuole. NCBI's taxonomy places the organism in Eukaryota, Fungi, Basidiomycota, Agaricomycetes, Boletales, Suillaceae. Gene Ontology annotation, biological process: SNARE complex assembly. Gene Ontology annotation, molecular function: SNARE binding.
GUACUUUGUUCGCCGUCGUACUUUUGCAUUAUUCGCCCCAAACUUAUCCUUCUUGAAGCCUUCUGAAGAUGCGAUGGAGUGUAAGAACUGCGAGCUGAGACAACGUCAGUACUAUUGCGCAAAUUGUUUGAGAAACCAUCUACGCGAUUUUCGCCUUCAAACUCACCAUUUUUCCUCAGACAGAAAUGAGCAUGUUGCUCGUGCAUCCCGGGCAUUUAAGUCUAUUGAAGCUGGUCGCCUCCUUCGUGCAGAGAUUGCACGAGCAGACUACAGGCUCGACCAAUUAGCAGAUAACCUUGCCAAAGUGAGAAGAGACUGUGAUAAUAAACGCGACCGCCUUCGUACCCUCAGAGAGACCCUUGCUCAGCGCAAACGGACACUUCACGCUGCACGCCUCCUUCCGCCCCAGUCACAAACGCUUACCAAGGAAUCUCAGGAGCUCUCUGUGCUGAGUCAAACUAUUGCCAGGGCACGCUCAGGCCUUGUACAGGAACUAGUAGAGGUGUUUCACGUCGUCGAAGUGGGGGGACGACCUGCAGUGGGUGGCCGGCCAGGCGCAAGGGGAGAAUGGACUGUUGGCGGACUGGUUCUUCCAGUACCGGGAGAUGUUAGACGAUACCCACCGGAUCACAUUAACGCUGUAAUCACACAUACCAUUCACUUUCUGGGGCUUCUUACUUUCUACCUAGGCAUCAAACUCCCUUUCGAAGUUUCGUGGUCUUGCAGAAGAUUCGGUGUUGGUAUGCCUUGGAUCGGAGCAGUACGAGGGACUGAGUCCUGGGCAAAAUGGACAACCAAACACCCUCUGCACCUCACCUCGAAUCCUUCCUCUUCUCCCUCUUCUCCCUCCUCGCCGUCCCAAGCGCCAUCCGUCUCACUAGCUGACUCAGAAGCUCCAGAACAGACGCCAGCACAUAGCCAAAACCAGUCGUUCACCACCGGCCUUGCGAUGCUCCUCUACAACGUGUGUUAUCUCGCUCAUAGCCAAGGCGUCGAGAUUCCCUUGUCACAGGCAGGUGAUGCCUUGAGUAAUUUGUGGGCUGUAUGUUGCAGCGGAGAGCUUGGGCGUCGGUCGCACUCUACCACCCCGCUCCUCUUACCUCCAACCCCACCCUCGUUCACACUUGACUUUGCUCAGGUCCUUCAAGCCACUGCUGCUAGUCCUGCUCGGGCAGCACGAAUACGGCCGGGACGUGCGGCGCAAGAAGCUGUCAGUAGAACAGUGAGUGAACGUAUCAUAGAAGAGGAAGAGGGCUGGGAUGUGGUAGAACUUGGUGGAGAUGAGGGAUUUGGAUAAAUGUACAAGCUGGGAGAGACGGUCAAUGAUUGGAUGUUGGUGACCGUAGACGUUUGGGACAGUUCAGUUGAUAACUCUGCAGGAGACCAUGGAUUUACAUCAAUUCUGGUGAGCACAUGUGUAUAUAAACAAUCGGUAUUAGUCUGCAUCUUAUCCUGCUAGCUCUGUAUCCACUUAGAGGCCUAUGAUGGCACUGGCAUGCAUGUAUUUCGGCCAUUUCGAAAAAAGACGAACGCAGACCAUCAGCGUGUACCCAAGCUACACGAAUGUAGGCACAAGUAAUGCCACCUAAUUCGAUGCAAGAGCCCCUGUCGCCCUGGCCUGUUCUAGAAACUUAGCGCUAGGCAGCUUCAUCUCCUGAAACCGCUUGAUACGUGUCGGCUGCUCCCACACUGAAACGACCAAUGUGAUGUUAUCGGCACUUGCUGGAUCACUAUAUCCUGCGUCGC